AGUCUACCUCCUGCCUUCCGAGUGUGGUCCGACUCAUGAAGAAAGUCAGGCAAAAGGUCACAUUGGCGGCCAUCUUCGCCCUCAAUAACGCCAGGUAUCCCUUCCCAAGACAGCCCCCGCCAGCUUCAUCGCGUAAAUCAAUGCCUUGGAAUUUCGAGCCUUCGGCCCUUUGAUGAGAGACCGGGAGAGACACGAAUAAUAAUCAUAAUAACAAUCAUAGUAAUAAUAGUAAUAAUAAUAAAAACAUGAAUGAAAAAAAGGAAAUGGGACCAGAAAUGGAAGAAGCACAGAUUGUGAUCGAAUGCGCCAUUCCAUUCCGUCGUUCUCUCGAACGACUCUCUCGCCGUUGCCAUCACACCCAUCCCGACUUUCGGAGCAAGCACGGGAGGCUUCCCGCACUGCUCACGAGUCGUGCAUCUCUGGGAGGUCAAAUGUUCAAGGUACGAAUACUGCCAACCGGCCGGACCUGCCUCGACCACAAGUACCAGAAAGACGUUCCAACCUUCUUUGGCGGCAACAUCCCGACGGCCUCCAAGUCAGUCGCACUUGUCAUCGAGUCCCCAAGCCCACAGAAGUCUCACCCCGAUAUCAUCCGUUAUUUCGACAACGUCAUCAGGUCACCUGGGGGACCUGAUCGCUACCCACCCCCUCCAUCUUCCGCCUCUCUAGCGGUAGCCCACGUCUCCGAAGGUCGCUACGCACGGCCCUCUCCCUCCCUCGGUGUUGGCCGACGACUGCGAUCCCAUCUCAUCUACACUAGGAUCUCUGCCAAAUCUUAAUACGGCAUCUGCCAUUUGCAUUGCAUCUCUGGCGGAUCGAUGGUCGGUCUGUUCCUGCACUGGCUUACUAAAACUACAUGCAGUACACCAAGGCAGUGCCGUAGUGAGAAGCCACCGCUCGUGUAUAGUACCUGGGAAAUUUUACUUCAUGGCGUCCCCGAUCCAGCCGUUGCGCUUCAAGCCCACGGUCUCUUCCCGAGCCCAGGAGAAUAGAAAAGGGCGGCCAAGAGGAUUGCCCACUUGGAUUACGUACUUAACAUUUGCCGCAUCACAACAGUCGUUAUUCGUCCGGCGUCAAACCGCGCUUUAUUCCUGCUACCUAGGUACUCAGAUGAAGGGGAACCCCCGCCUCUUCUCCCUUAGGGACUCUCUUUCUUAUUUGAGACAUCUGGGCGCAGUUGGGCAGAUUAAGCUGCCAGC
This is a messenger RNA of Colletotrichum navitas, 1199 nucleotides long. RefSeq lists its product as uncharacterized. The transcript has 2 exons. The coding region runs from base 246 to 779 and encodes 177 amino acids. The record is from RefSeq and is a predicted model, not a curated record. Lineage: Eukaryota; Fungi; Ascomycota; Sordariomycetes; Glomerellales; Glomerellaceae.